Lingula anatina is the source of this 552-nucleotide messenger RNA. RefSeq lists its product as uncharacterized. Gene Ontology annotation, molecular function: zinc ion binding; alcohol dehydrogenase (NAD+) activity. Lineage: Eukaryota; Metazoa; Brachiopoda; Lingulata; Lingulida; Lingulidae. The record is from RefSeq and is a predicted model, not a curated record. Gene Ontology annotation, cellular component: cytoplasm.
AUGAAAAGAGCAGUCGUUUUCGAAAGCUCAAAACCCUUGAGGCUCACCGACUAUGCUAUUCCUACUCCCCCUUCCAACGGAGCAGUUGUUAAGAUCACGUACUCUGGCGUGUGUCACUCAGACAUCCACUUUUGGGAGGGUUUUGAUAAUCUACCUGGCCUGAAGGAGUUAGCACCAGGCCACGAAAUUGCCGGAGUCGUAGAAGCCCUAGGUGACGAUGCAGGGACAGAGUUGAAUGUCGGAGACAAUGUAGUGGUCUAUCCCUGGCUGGCAUGCUUAGAAUGCGCCCUGUGCGUCGGCUGGCGUUCUAAUCUCUGUCGCGACAUUAGACAAAUGCUUGGAUUUAGGCAGCACGGAGGAUUUGCUACCCACGUGGUGGUUCCUAUCGUUGAGAGGACGGUGCUGAGGAUUCCCCGGGGUCUGUCCCCUGAGGUCGCCUGUAUGCUCCCCUGUAGUGGAAUUACUACGUACAACGCUGUGUUGAACACACGGGAUACUCUGCAGGACAUGGUUGGUUUGAAGGUCUACUGUAAAGAUAUCACAGAUAAUUGA